Molecule: messenger RNA, 222 nt
Organism: Sphaeroforma arctica JP610
Lineage: Eukaryota; Ichthyosporea; Ichthyophonida
Exons: 1
Coding region: 1-222 (73 amino acids)
Source: RefSeq, a predicted model, not a curated record
AUGGUAGAUAACGGCGAUGUAUGCGUACAGCCGGCUGAGGGCAGACUAGGGAGGAUCCUCAGUGCCACCAUGUCGAAAGACAGACGGAAGAAUGAGUACGACUACCGCAGAUCCGAAUCGCCGGGCAGUCAACAGUCAAAUGAAAACUCAACGUCACUCGAUCGUAGAGAGGCGCACGAAGGUGAGCAAAGGCUGCGUAUCGAAAGUCGGAACGAUACAUAG